AAGUUUCUCGUAGGAGUGGAGGAGGGGGUGGACCAUCGUGCCCCGGUUCUUCAAUAGAGCAUAAAACACAACAGUGUUGUACAACUUGUACAUGGGGACAGUGGUCCAAGUGGACAUCUUGGAGUUGCAAAAGUUGCCCCCCUGGGAUCCCUCGAUGCGGUUCAACGACACUUGCAUAUUGUUCAAGAGCCAGGGUCAGACAAAGAGAUCCAAAUCGAUGUCCAAGACCAUUUGUCGAAACAGAAACCCAAAAGAAAGUUAAUACGCAAUGUCCUGCGCCAAAAUGUUGUAGAUGGAGUAAAUGGAGCGACUGGUCAAUUGGAGCGUGUAGUGUCACAUGUGGAACGGGAAUCCGACCUAAACUUAGAACUAGAACUAAGGUAUAUGGAACAACUGGAGGAUCGACGACAUGUGACGGAAAGAAUUACGAACACACAGACGAGCUCUGCUAUGCAAAAACGUGUGCUACGACUCCAAAACCCACAUGCAACACAUACGAGCCUUGGACACCAUGGGUUUGUCAUUGUACACCGAUACGGACAUAUAGAAGGAAAAGAUCCGGCUGCAAUUCGGGUUACAACGUAUGCCAACGCAGUAGACAGUGCCCCUGCAUGAAAGAUGGGCGAUAUUCAGAAGGGAGUUGCAUCGGAGAACACGUGCAAUACAAACAACAUCUCAUAUGUUGUCCCUUUAUGAGUGGCCUCGAUUCUGUAGCAGCAGCUGAAACAACAGCUAGCACAUCUCCUACAACAACCAUAUCACCUGCAACAACUGAAGAACCUGCAACAACCACCGAGGAUAAAUGCAAAUACGAGUUAUGCCCAAUAUGUGAUUUUGGCUCCGACCCGUUAGAAGGCAGCUGCUGUGGCUUAUGUAAGACGCCCCCUGGGACAGGAUAAUGGCAUUGUAAAAGUACGUUGAAUGGCAAACGACGACAAAGCAAUAACACGGACAUGUUUAAACAUAAAGAUUAAACCUUUAUCAAAUGUAUAAUUUAUUUAAUAAAAUACAUAUUCAGUAG
Owenia fusiformis is the source of this 1021-nucleotide messenger RNA. NCBI's taxonomy places the organism in Eukaryota, Metazoa, Annelida, Polychaeta, Sabellida, Oweniidae. The record is from the annotation of a GenBank genome assembly.